AUGAGGCGAGGCAUUGCCUAUUCUCCCAUCAUCACCCACACCCCGCAAUUCGAGGAGAUCAAUCAAGCUGUCAAAACGGAUGAUUUCGACUCGCUGGCAGCAGUCCUCAGUGAGUCUAUCAACCGGACGGCUCAAGCUGGUGCGGACUUUGCCAUCAUGCCCUCGAACACACCGCAUAUCGUGUUCAAUGAAACCGCAGAGAAGUCAACGAUUCCCGUCCUCAGUAUUCUGGAGGUCACAGCCAGUCACUGCGAGACGCAUGGCUACAAACGUGUUGGUAUACUCGGGACAAAACCUACUAUCCGAAGAGCUCUCUAUGAUGCCCCAUUAGCAAAACGGGGUAUAAUCUCGGUCUAUACGUCUGAGUCGGAACGGGACCUGGUUCACGAUAUCAUUCAGACUGAGUUGAUCCGUGGAAUCUACUCCAAGCAAACAUGCGACACACUGGUGAGCAUCGCAAGUCGACUGGUCCCGAAAUGUGAUGCCAUCAUUCUAGGAUGCACGGAGUUACCGCUUAUCCUCAACGAGGAGAACUGUGGGAUUAAAGUCGUGGAUACCACGAGGAUCCUGGCCCAUGCAGCAUUGGAUUUUGCAAUCGAGAAAUAG
Messenger RNA from Penicillium daleae, 606 nucleotides. RefSeq names its product aspartate/glutamate racemase family protein. The transcript has a single exon. NCBI's taxonomy places the organism in Eukaryota, Fungi, Ascomycota, Eurotiomycetes, Eurotiales, Aspergillaceae. Gene Ontology annotation, molecular function: amino-acid racemase activity. Bases 1 to 606 code for a protein of 201 amino acids. The record is from RefSeq and is a predicted model, not a curated record.